AUGUCUACUUCUGGCAACGUCCGAAGCAUCAACGAGAUUUGGCUAACAGCUGAGACAGCAGCUAUAUCAGACCGUAUUGAGUUUGGCGUCCCCGCCAUAGACAGCGCGUUCGGCGGAGGCAUUUACUGCGGGAAGGUCACGGAGAUCCAUGGCGCUGCGGGCUCCGGCAAAACGCAGCUUGCGCUAACUCUCGUGGCUCAGGAGCUGAUUACAUCCAACGUAGAGGGAACGAAUGGCGUCCUCAUCUACUUCCACACGGGCGGGACAUUUCCCAUUGCCCGUCUUUGCGAGAUGAUAGAGGGCAAAAUGGAAUAUGUGGAUCCUUCAGCACGGACGGAUCCGGCAAUGGUCAAGGGCAUCCUGAAGAACUUAUGCAUCGACAAGGUCACCGAACCAGGGGUAUGCUACAUGAGUGUUGUGGUCACAUGCCGCCUGCAGGAGCUGGUUAUGAAACUAGUUAACAUGUAUGGAGCAAAGGACGAUUCUAGGAAUAUACGGCUCGUGGUCAUUGACUCUAUCGCUCCACUAUUUCGAUCCACAUUUCACUCAAAAGGGAGUGGGAAGAACCCUAGGAGCAACCUGCUCCAGGUAUCGUCGUUCUUGAAGCGGCUGGCCUCUGAAAUGGAUUUGGCUAUACUAGUGCUGAACGAGGUAACGGGCGGCGGCGACGCGGCUCUUAAGCCUGUCGGAGGGUCAACCAAUAACGAACUCGAGCUGUGCGUGUGGAGCGCUGAUAUGUUCAAGUAUGGUAUAGCGGCGAGCUACGAGUCAUAUGGAUCAUUGAAAACAGCCAUAAGAAGAGGCGUGCCCGAUUUGAUCAAGCAAUACAUUUGGAUAAAAGCAAAUGGCGCGGAUAGAUUUUACAUCGAGCAUCCGAAUUUUUACAAGCACUCCUUCACCACCACCUUUGGGCAAAAUAUUCCGGAGGUCAUGGGAGAGGACUGCCCUACCUUUUGUGGUGGUAUAUCGGGACUCCAAAGUGACGUCCUCGGCACUCCGGUCCGCGCGAAGGAUAUAGACUUCAGCGCAGCCUCGCUUGACGCAGACGGUCUAAGCGAUUCUGUGUACCAGUGGCAUCGUCGGAGCCAACAUGAGUCAGAUGGCGGAUCUGCGUAUGAUACGGAUGAAGAAUCACCGUUGACUCGCGAGCUAUCCGUAGCCUCGCUUCGUGACAACUACUAUAGGCACAAGCCCAGUCGUUCGCAUCGUUCGGCGGCGUAUGCCGAUGAUGACUCGGCCCCGCAUGUGCGCUUCGAUGUCGGCGCAUGGCGUGACCUGAGUGCAUUGCCACUGCCAGACGUUAGUGAGGAUGCUCCGGAGGUGGAUCGCCGCGACCCUCUCGACCAUUAUCUAUCCGUGCUCCACGCUGAGAACAGCAACCAGAUGAUGCUUUUGAAAGCGGCCAAGAAGAAGAUUCGCGAGCGUCAGGUGUCUUUAAGCGAAGUGGGGAGGAGUGGUAACAUGUUUAGGCAAUUUUCUGAUACCUCAUUGCUGAGCAGUGGGUUGACGCUGCCAAACCCACCGUCGCACUACCCAAAAAUUGUGAACAACCAGAUACCCCUCGCGCAUAAGGACAGCGUGACCCAAAUAUGUCCGAGGACGUCCACGAUCAUCCGUUUCCUGCGCCAACGUGAGCAGCGGCCUGUUCUUGCUGCUUCGGACGUUGCUGGUCCUCGCCGUUGCCGCAUUUUGGAUUUCUGUGCGCGUUUGGGUCUGCUUUGUGGCGGGCGCAGACGGAUACAGACCGUCUAUGUUGAUUGGAACACCUCUAAUAGCGAUACAGUUCCUGAGGGGGAGCCUCCAUUGCCUGGUGAACUGUCCGGCCAGGACAAUUUCUCCGCUGCAACAACGGGCGAUGGUACUCGCACGACCCUGGAGGAUGGCCAUAUCCAGCCGAUCAACGACAACCGAGUUACCGCAGUCACAUUCCAAGCUGAUGUAAAGGAGCCUAACUCCACCGACAGUGGCUAUAUCAGGUUCCCCUCUGCAGCCGGAGACACCAUGUUGGUGCGGCAGGCGACAACCAAGGUGUUCCACAGCUCUGUGUACAAGCUGUCUGACAUUACGGAUUACACGGCACUGCUCACUCCGAGUGGCGUGAACGAGGUGAAGCGGAUUUUGUGGUGCCUUAAUACAUCGUUUUCUUCAACCAUCGAGUUCCUGCCCAUCAUCCCUUCGCUGUGUUGCCUGCUGCUGGUUUACAUGGCCCCCGACAUUGCGCUGUGCGUGCUGCAUUGCUUGAUGGUGAAGGCCGUUGAGUCGGCCCGUUCGGAGUGCGGCGAGCGGUUUCUGUUCGUCGACCGUGAGGGGUUCGUGGACUUCGUGAAGUACGUGCUUAACGUUAUGCGCUACCACAUGCGUAAGUUGGUUGCCAAGCUUCAGCUGCUCAACGUUGACGUUGCCGCGUGGAUAGCGCGUUCUGUGCAGAGCGGAUUUUCGCAUGUGUUGCCGUUCGACCACACUUUGCGCAUAUACGGCGAUUUCCUGUUCGAGGGCGAGAUCGUGCUGUGUCGCUACUGCAUCGCUUUAAUAAAGCACGGGCAUGACACUCUCAUGAAGUGCAACACGCAGCAUGAGGCCGAAGAGGCUCUGUACAAUAUCGGCCUGGACAACACCCUCGACGUUGACCAGCUGACGAAGUUGGCGUACAGCUUCCGUCUAAAGUACUACAAGAGCGAGGUGAAGGGCGCUCCGGUGACACCCUACCUGAUGCCCGUUAAAAUACGCGCAUUCUACCGACCUCGUCUGUCGUCCUUCUCUCGCAUCGUAAGGGAGCACAAGUGGGAGACCAUUUGGUCGUGGCUUUUACCCAGAUACCGCAUUUUGGAUCCGCGUAUGGUUUACAGCUCCGACCGCCAUGGAACAUCGAUGCUCGGUCUGGUGAAGGCCAUUAAAGAUUCAGAUCGAUCUGGUGUCGCGUCACUUUUGUUCAUUGAGACUACGACCCGCGAUAUUUUGGGCGUGUUCAUACCCACGCUCAACUGCGAAGCUACCGAUGGGCUGUUCACGUCCCCAAACCGUGAGUACGUGUGUGCACUACUCUAA
Messenger RNA from Babesia ovata, 3045 nucleotides. Its product is annotated as rab GTPase. Bases 1 to 3045 code for a protein of 1014 amino acids. The transcript is spliced from 9 exons. NCBI's taxonomy places the organism in Eukaryota, Apicomplexa, Aconoidasida, Piroplasmida, Babesiidae. The record is from RefSeq and is a predicted model, not a curated record. Gene Ontology annotation, biological process: telomere maintenance via recombination; double-strand break repair via synthesis-dependent strand annealing; resolution of mitotic recombination intermediates. Gene Ontology annotation, molecular function: ATP-dependent DNA damage sensor activity; four-way junction DNA binding; ATP binding. Gene Ontology annotation, cellular component: Rad51C-XRCC3 complex; replication fork.